AUGCGUAUCAACGCCAGCGCGCGGCGGUACCUCGCCGAUGCGCCUGCGCGCCGCGAGCCUUUCUGGGAAACGUGGUCUUUCCCGCCCGGAGAGCGGCCGGCGCGCGCGGCCUGCCGGGAAGUUGCAGAGCGGACGGAAGCGGCGUCGGCCUUGCCCCUGCCCGGCGGUGGCCGCGUCUGCCGCCCGCCCUCCGUCCGCUCCUUCCCUCCGUUGUCUCAGUGUCCUUGGGCCGUGCGCUGGGGUCCCGGUCCCGGGUGGGCGUCUCCAUCCGUCGUCUCGGUGUCCUUGGGCCGUGCGCUGGGGUCCCGGUCCCCGUCCAGGCGAGGCGGCCCAGCCUCGUCCCCCGGCCGCUCUGGCGGGUCCGGCGCCCCCCGCCUGAGCCGCGUCUCCUCUGUCCCCACGCCAGGGAAGGACCGGAUCAUAUUCGUGACCAAAGAGGACCACGAGACGCCCAGCAACGCCGAGCUGGUGGCCGACGACCCCAAUGACCCCUACGAGGAGCACGGGCUGCUGCUGCCCAACGGCGACAUCAACUGGAACUGCCCGUGCCUGGGCGGCAUGGCGAGCGGGCCGUGCGGCGAGCAGUUCAAGUCGGCCUUCGCCUGCUUCCACCGCAGCGCCGAGCCCGUGAAGGGCGCCGACUGCGUGGGCCAGUUCCGCGCCAUGCAGGAGUGCAUGCAGCGCUUCCCCGACCUCUACCCGCCCGAGGACGACGGGGACGACGACGCCGCGGACGCGGACGGGGACGGCGGGGAGAGGCCGGCGCGGGAGGCCGCCGCCAAGGAGGAGGAGGAGGAGGAGGAGGAGGCCGCCCGCUCCUGAAGGCCCGGCCUCCGCGGGCGCCGGGACCACGGACGGGACGGGCCCUGCAAAGCGCCCGCCCUGCGCCUCCUCGGCCUUGGCCCCGGCCUGCGCAAGGUGCACGGCGCCCGCGUGCUCGGGGACACGGGCGCACGCACAGCCCGGCGGCGCGGGUCCCAGUCGCUCCCGGCCUCGCCCCGCGGGCCCCGGUCUCCGCGUGACGAGGCCUGGGCCUCCCGCCUCGGGGAGGGAGGCCGGCCUCGCGCCCUGCAGCCCGGACGGACCGCGCUGGCCGGGCCGGGGCACAGCCGACACCCGAGGCGGGUCCACUGACUCUGAGCCUGCCCUUUGUUUCCAGUCACCAGACAUAUUUUUAUGUGAAGAGAUAAUAAAUUAUGAAAAGUUAAA
Microcebus murinus (gray mouse lemur) is the source of this 1209-nucleotide messenger RNA. The record is from RefSeq and is a predicted model, not a curated record. Lineage: Eukaryota; Metazoa; Chordata; Mammalia; Primates; Cheirogaleidae.